Messenger RNA from Rubroshorea leprosula, 957 nucleotides. NCBI's taxonomy places the organism in Eukaryota, Viridiplantae, Streptophyta, Magnoliopsida, Malvales, Dipterocarpaceae. The record is from the annotation of a GenBank genome assembly.
CCUGUCUCUGUUUUUGCAUUGAGUUCCAAGGAGGGAGAGAGACAGGGACCCUAGGCUUCUUCACCAUGAGUCUUUUCGGCCUUGGUAGCAGAAAUCAGAAGACUUUUCGUCCAAAGAAAAAUGCUCCAUCCGGAAUUAAGGGUGCUCAACUUCAAAAACACAUAGAUGCAACCUUGGGCAGUGGGAACUUGAGAGAAGCCGUAUUACUACCUCCUGGAGAAGAUCUUAAUGAGUGGCUGGCAGUCAACACGGUAGACUUCUUCAACCAAGUGAACAUUCUAUAUGGUACUCUCGCUGAGUUCUGCACCCCAGACAAAUGCUCUACAAUGUCAGCAGGACCAAAAUAUGAAUAUAGAUGGGCUGAUGGAGUUACAAUUAAGAAGCCAAUAGAGGUUUCUGCUCCAAAGUAUGUUGAGUAUUUGAUGGACUGGAUUGAAAUUCAACUAGAUGAUGAAUCAAUUUUCCCACAAACAAUAGGGGCACCUUUUCCACACAAUUUUCAAGAUAUUGUGAAGACAAUUUUUAAAAGAUUGUUCCGAGUAUAUGCUCACAUCUACCACUCACAUUUUCAGAAGAUUGUGAGUUUGAAGGAAGAAGCUCAUUUGAAUACCUGCUUUAAGCAUUUUGUUUUGUUUACCUGGGAAUUCCAGUUGAUUGACAAAGGGGAGCUCGCACCUCUCUCUGACCUUGUGGAUUCCAUUCUUCAGUUAUAACAGUGGUCUUUCAUUUUUACCCUUUCAACUUUCCUGGUACACAGUUUUAUGAGCUUCUAUUUUGCUCAUGAUAUUUUUGAAAAGUGAAGAAGCCUUACUCCCCCUGCCUCCAGUCCCUGUGAUGAUUUCACUGUACUUUCUCAGAAAUCAAGAGAUAAACUUUGUUCCCAAUGGAAUUUCAACUUUCAAGUGAUGGCUGCCAUAGCUGCACUCCUUUUUCUCUCAAUAAUCAAUUUUCCUUUUG